AUGCCUCUCCAGACCGUCCAAUACAUCCCUGCUUCGCGCAAAAACGCCAUUCAGCAACAGCAAGUCACCAUGCUUCGUGCUGUCGCCCAUGAGCGCAAACCUUGGGACAACAACAAAUCCACGAACCACUGGUGCUUAUACCUCCAGACUAGCCAAACCUCCUCGGUCCGUGUCGAUAUGACUCCAAGUUACAGCUAUCCAAGCACCAUCCUUCCUGGUGGCUCAAAAGGAAACCUUAUAGUGUCAGAGUUGCCCUAUGUCGUUACCAACCAUGCCAAGAAGAUCGUUCAGAUUCGACCGAUGCAAGGACUUCGUGUACACCACAUUGUCGAUGCUCUUAUACAGGCUGGUCGCGAUAAAUAUGAGUUCGACCGUGAUGGCGUCGGAUGCCGCAUGUGGACGAGCAAUACCUUAUCCCUACUUCAGAGUAAUGGCUAG
This is a messenger RNA of Fonsecaea pedrosoi CBS 271.37, 438 nucleotides long. RefSeq lists its product as uncharacterized. The transcript has a single exon. The coding region runs from base 1 to 438 and encodes 145 amino acids. The record is from RefSeq and is a predicted model, not a curated record. NCBI's taxonomy places the organism in Eukaryota, Fungi, Ascomycota, Eurotiomycetes, Chaetothyriales, Herpotrichiellaceae.